Klebsormidium nitens is the source of this 1273-nucleotide messenger RNA. NCBI's taxonomy places the organism in Eukaryota, Viridiplantae, Streptophyta, Klebsormidiophyceae, Klebsormidiales, Klebsormidiaceae. The record is from the annotation of a GenBank genome assembly.
AGGAAUGAUAUUAAUCACCCUUAAAAAUUCGCAGCAAGAAGACAAGAGAAGUGGUUGCAUUGAGCUACCUACUUGCAUCAAAUUGGCUGAGCAGCGCUCCAUUCAAGCCUUUCUCUGCAGUCACAACGUGCUGACCAGUCUCUUUUUGCAAUGGUGGCGGUCGCGUGCACUGCGUCCCGAGGCGUUUGGGCUGCCAACAGCUUACACAACCUGCAAUGCUGCGACCACCGGUCUGAUCAGAUCAGGUCUUCAACUGAGGUCGAGCUUAGGAAAGUUGCCAGGUCCCAUCAAAGCCCAAAUCGCUCAAUCUCGUCUCCUUUCAAUGGCCUUCCGUUCCUAUCUUCGACGGGCACUCUUUCAGGUUACGGAGACUUGAGAGCCAGCUCACAAAGGUAUAAGCUCAGGAAAGGCAGUGUCACCCCAAUCAACGCCAGUGUGGACAGUGGGGCAGAGGCAGACGCUGUAUCUGAGAGACCGCACGCGGUGACAAAGCGCUCACUGGCGCUACUAGGAUUGGCAGCAGCGGGGCUGCUUGCCGCAAACGAGCCCUCUGCUCGGGCGGAGGAAGCUGAGGCCGCGAGCGCUGAAUCUCCCAAGGUGACAUCAAGAGUGUUCCUUGACAUCAGCGUUGAUGGUGAGCCGGCGGGGCGUGUGGUGCUCGGGCUGUUUGGAGAGGCCGUGCCACGCACAGCAGAGAAUUUCCGAGUGCUGGCGACCGGGGAGAAGGGCUUCGGCUACAAGAACAGCACCUUCCACCGCAUCAUCAAGAACUUUGUGGUCCAGGGGGGCGACUUCGAGUUUGGCAACGGUCUCGGUGGCAAGAGUAUCUACGGCUGGAAGUUCAAGGACGAAAACUUCAGCGUGCGGCACAGCUCCCCAGGGAUGCUCUCGAUGGCCAACUCGGGACCAAACACAAACGGCUCGCAAUUCUUCAUCACGUUGAAACCGACUCCCUGGUUGGACGGGCGCCAUGUCGUGUUUGGAAAGGUACUGGAAGGUAUGGACAUAGUCCGAAAGAUGGAAGACGUACCCACCAGUUCGCCGUUCUAUGCGCCCCCAUACCGAGUAGCCAUCGUCAAUUGUGGAGAGCUCUAGUUGGCUGUUUAAAAAGCUCUAACCUCCACGCCGAAAACGAUUGAUGUGGCGCUGAGCCUGUUGCCAGAGUACACUCUGUUUUCCCUCCAUGAAAUAAGCUUUCUUUGCACAACAUCUGGUGCUUCGUGGCUAUGUACAACGAUUAAAUUGGGCACCAAAUGCGGCCUUGUCAACCAUG